Hemiscyllium ocellatum (epaulette shark) is the source of this 1012-nucleotide messenger RNA. It is a transcript of the gene septin3, whose product is annotated as septin 3. Gene Ontology annotation, biological process: cytoskeleton-dependent cytokinesis. Gene Ontology annotation, cellular component: septin ring; septin complex; cell division site. Gene Ontology annotation, molecular function: GTP binding; GTPase activity; molecular adaptor activity. The transcript is spliced from 9 exons. The coding region runs from base 11 to 1012 and encodes 333 amino acids. The record is from RefSeq and is a predicted model, not a curated record. Lineage: Eukaryota; Metazoa; Chordata; Chondrichthyes; Orectolobiformes; Hemiscylliidae.
UGGAUCUGGGAUGUCGGACGUGGUUCAGGAUCCUAAACCCAAGCCAGCCGUUCCCAUGAAACCAUCAGCGAUGGGAUCCCAGCUCCUUGGCUACGUGGGAAUCGACACCAUCAUUGAGCAAAUGAGGCGGAAGACCAUGAAGACUGGCUUUGACUUUAACAUCAUGGUCGUGGGUCAGAGCGGUUUGGGAAAAUCAACGCUGGUGAACACAUUGUUCAAAUCUCAAGUCAGUCGGAAAUCCUGCGGCAGGAAUCGGGAAGAGAAGGUUCCUAAAACUGUGGAGAUCCGAACAGUUAGUCACGUUAUUGAGGAGAAGGGGGUGAAGAUGAAGUUGACGGUUAUCGACACGCCCGGUUUCGGAGACCAGAUCAACAAUGAUAACUGCUGGGAGCCCAUUGAGAAAUACAUCAGUGAACAAUAUGAAAAAUUCCUGAAGGAAGAGGCGAACAUUGCUCGGAAGAAGCGGAUUCCAGACACCCGGGUGCAUUGCUGCCUGUACUUCAUCUCACCCACCGGCCACUCCUUGCGCCCCCUGGACGUCGAGUUUAUGAAGCGCCUGGGAAAAAUAAUGAACAUCAUUCCUGUCAUCGCGAAGGCCGAUACGAUGACCCUGGAGGAGAGACAUGAGUUUAAACUGAGGGUGCGGAAGGAGCUGGAGAGCAAUGGCAUUGAGUUCUACCCACAGAGGGAGUUUGAUGAGGACAUGGAAGACAAGAUGGAAAACGACAAGAUCAGGGAGACUAUGCCGUUUGCCAUCAUUGGCAGUGACACGGAAUAUCAGAUCAACGGGAAGAGGGUGUUAGGAAGGAAAACCCCAUGGGGCAUCAUUGAGGUUGAGAAUGUGACUCAUUGUGAGUUCCCACUUCUCCGGGACCUCAUCGUUAGGACUCACCUCCAGGACCUGAAGGAGGUGACACACAACAUUUUCUACGAGACCUAUCGGGCCAAGAGGCUGAAUGAAAAUGGGAAUCUUGCCCAUGACACAGACGAAGCGCACGAGAGUAACCUCUGA